Messenger RNA from Oppiella nova, 489 nucleotides. The record is from the annotation of a GenBank genome assembly. NCBI's taxonomy places the organism in Eukaryota, Metazoa, Arthropoda, Arachnida, Sarcoptiformes, Oppiidae.
AAUAUCACUUAUAUUCUGUUCAUAAGUUUAGAUUCUGUUUCACAGCUAUAUAUUCCUAUAUAAAGAGUAAUUUAUUUUAAAUUUAUUCCUAUUUACCCACCAAUAAUAAUUAAUUUAAAACUGUUAGUUUUAAUAAUUUAUAAUUAUUAAAUCUCUAUAUUUUAAGGAAUCAAUAUGAAUAUGAAUGGUUUAGUUAUUGGCGUUUUGGUGGCAUUGAGUGCUAUAUUAAUUGGCGUCUCCUCUAAAAUCAUAGUCAAAAGAGAAACUGAGGCACAAGUAGACAAUCAAAGCAAUGGAUAUUCAGUAGAGAAGAGACCCUUUUGUAAUGCAUUCACAGGUUGUGGCAAAAAGCGGUCAAAUAAUGUCUACGAAAAUGUUGAGAACAGAGAUCUUGUGGACCCAUUGAUGCGAUUAAGUCGAAGAAUACUCAAAGAAGCCAAACAGUGGGAGCUUUUACACAACCAAUACAAUAAUGAGGUACCGAUUUAG